Molecule: messenger RNA, 729 nt
Organism: Nerophis lumbriciformis (worm pipefish)
Lineage: Eukaryota; Metazoa; Chordata; Actinopteri; Syngnathiformes; Syngnathidae
Source: RefSeq, a predicted model, not a curated record
AUGGAUGACUUACCCGCGGACGUGAAGGCUUUCCUACUCGGCCAACCUUUUUUCCAACUGACUGACAGCAAAAAGAUAAAGUGCACAUUGAACGGCCACGAGUUUCCGUGCUCCCUCGAGACGCUGCAGAACUUCACCAAAGGGAAAAAGUAUGAGAAGCUGUGCUGCCAAGCAGAGUUCAACUACACCCAGUAUGAACCACAUAUUGUGCCGAGCUCAAAACAACCCAAACAGCUCUUCUGUAAACUGACCCUCAGACACCUCAACAAACAGCCUCACCAUGUAUUAAAACAUGUCAAUGGGAAACGCUUCAAGAAGGCCCUCGCUAAAUAUGACGAAUGCGUGAAGCAGGGCAUUGAAUUCAUCCCAAUCCGACUACAGAAUAAAAGGCCGAAGGACACGAGCACAGAAGUCCAAAAGGGAAGGAAGUCCAAACAGGGCAAUGGCACAUGGGAGCCGUCCUCCAGCGACGACGAAGGCCGCAGCGACUCGGAGGACAGCAUGAGCGACCUCUACCCCCCAUCUAUGUUCACCUUUAAAAACCCGGACAUGGACGUGUGUCAGGAUGAGGAUGACUUCCAAACAGAUGAGGACAAUGAGAUGGAAGUGGACAUGCAAGCAGUGCAGAAACGUAAAAAGGUCCAGGGUGGUGGCGGCUCUCAGAAGAAAUUCAAAAACAACAGGAAAGGUCGUAAAAAGAAACCUGUGAAAGUGUGGAAUGGAAAGUGA